Messenger RNA from Poecilia latipinna (sailfin molly), 3585 nucleotides. RefSeq names its product mucin-5AC-like. The transcript has 26 exons. Lineage: Eukaryota; Metazoa; Chordata; Actinopteri; Cyprinodontiformes; Poeciliidae. Gene Ontology annotation, cellular component: extracellular matrix. Bases 1 to 3585 code for a protein of 1194 amino acids. The record is from RefSeq and is a predicted model, not a curated record. Gene Ontology annotation, molecular function: protein binding.
AUGUCUCACCUUGACCGAGUCUGCACAACUUGGGGAAACUAUCACUUCAAGACCUUCGAUGGGCAUUUCUUCCAGCUGGCCUCCACCUGUAACCAUGUGUUGGUCUCCCACUGCGGGGGAAGCUAUGAGAGUUUCAUCAUCCAGAUGAGGCGGGGCCUGGUCAACAACACCGCCACCAUCAGCAGCAUCACCAUGAAGCUGGAUGGCUCAGUGGUGAAGUUCUCCAACAGCUCCGUCAUAUUCAACGACCAGAAGGUGUCUCUGCCACUUGUUGCCUUCGGAGUGACAAUCAAAAGGACCACAUCCAGUAUCUUUGUUGAAGCCAAUCUUGGAAUCAAGGCUAUUUGGAAUCUGGAUGACUCCUUAGAUAUCGAGCUGGAUAGCAAAUAUCAGAACCAGACCUGUGGACUUUGUGGAAACUUUGAUGGGAUAGCUAAUGAUUUUAUAAAAGAUGUGGACUUGGCUGAGACUUACAAGGUAAACGGGCCCACUGAGACGUGUGUGGAACCCGACCUCAGCCCGACCCGGAGCUGUGGGGAUAAGCUGCUUUGUGAGGAGACCUUCACCAACGAUCCGUUCAGCAGCUGCCAGAACCUCCUGGAUGUGGAAUCGUUUACCAAGGCGUGCAUGGCAGACAUGUGUAACUCAGAAGAGAAUACAGAGUCCAUCUUGUGCAAAACCAUCUCAGAGUUCUCCAGACAGUGCGUCCAUGCAGGAGGAAGACCCCAGCCUUGGAGGAACGAAACCUUCUGCUACAAGCGAUGCCCAUACAACAUGGAGUUUCUGGAAUGUAGCCGGCCAUGUCAGGACUCCUGCUCCAACCCACAGGCCAGUCAGACCUGUGACAGCCAUUGCCACGAUGGCUGCAGCUGCCCUGCAGGAAUGGUGUUUGAUGACAUUGGUAACACAGGAUGUGUCGCAGCUGAUCGGUGCCCAUGUCUCCAUCGCAACCAGAUCUACCAGUCAGGAGAGUCCUACUCAUUCAACUGUAGAUCCUGUGUUUGUGAGAAAGGCCACUGGACGUGUACAGAGGAAAACUGCUCGGGAACCUGUUCUGUGGAGGGAGGAGCUCACGUUACCACCUUUGAUGGGAAAAUCUACACCUUCCACGGAGACUGCUCCUAUGUUCUGGCUAAACAGAGUGAUGGCUCCCUGUACACUGUGUUAGUGGACCUGGUCAAAUGUGGUCUGACAGACAGCAGGACGUGUCUCAGAGCCGUUACUCUGGCCCUGGGCAGUAAUGCCGUGGUCAUCAAAAUUCAAGCAUCUGGGCAAGUCUAUGUCAACAAUAUUCUUUCUCAGCUUCCAUUGUUUACAUCUGAGCUGAGCGCCUUUUGGCCAUCCUCCUUUUAUGUUGUAAUAAGCACCAAAGUGGGAAUCCAAGUGAUGGUCCAGCUCUCUCCUGUGAUGCAAGUCUUCGUUUCAGCUGAUGUGUCACUCAAAGGAGCCACAUCCGGGUUAUGUGGGAACUUCAACAACAUAAUGAGUGAUGACUUCUGGGUCAUCAGUGGACUUGUGGAGGGAACCGCUGCAGCAUUUGCCAACACAUGGAAAACCAGAGUCAGCUGUCCUGACAUCAUGCCACGCUUUGGAGAUCCUUGCAGCCAGGACAUUAGCAGAGAGAACUAUGCACAGUACUGGUGUUCCAAAUUGACUGAUCCGCUGGGAGUGUUUGCCCCUUGCCACUCUGUUGUCAGCCCCAGCUCAUACAAAGACAACUGCAUGUACGACGGCUGUAACUGUGAAAAAAGCGAAGACUGCAUGUGUGCUGCGGUUUCCUCAUAUGUCUAUGCCUGCUCAGCAGCAGGAGUCCACAUCAGUGGCUGGAGGGAAACCAUCUGCGGAAAAUUUAGCGAAUCAUGCCUAUCAGAAACAGUUUAUGAGUACAACAUGACCUCCUGUGGUCGGACGUGUCGUUCCCUCAGCCAGGCUGAUUACUCCUGCCAGGUCAACUUCACCUCCGUGGACGGCUGCGGCUGUGCUGAGGGAACUUACAUGAAUGAAGGGGGACAGUGUGUGUCCAGUGCGAGCUGCCCCUGCUACGAUAAGGACACCUUUAUUCCUGCUGGACAGGCCAUCAUCAAAGAUGGAGUAACAUGUGUCUGCAGACAUGGGGUCCUCAGCUGCUCAGGAGGAGCCAGACUACAAACCUCUACAUCAUGUGUCGCCCCCAUGAUUUAUUUUGAUUGCUCCACUGCUCAGCUUGGCACCACUGGGGCUGAGUGUCAGAGGAGCUGCAGCACGGUGGACAUGCCUUGUAUCAGUACAGGCUGUACAUCUGGAUGUGUGUGCCCAGAAGGCCUGCUGUCAGACGGAGCAGGAGGCUGCAUCAAUGAGACAAGCUGUCCAUGUGUCCACAAUGGACACGUCUACCAGCCAGGACAGACUCUCACAGUGGACUGUAACACCUGCUCAUGCAGCGGACGAACGUUCACUUGUACCAAUAAUGUUUGCAAUGGAGUUUGUGGGAUCUAUGGAGAUGGUCAUUAUAUUACGUUUGAUGAUAAAAGGUUUGACUUCAGUGGACAAUGCGAAUACACACUCCUACAGGAUUAUUGCAGCCCUGGUCAGGGAAACAGAAGCUUCAGUAUUAUCACUGAGAAUGUUCCAUGUGGAACCACUGGGACCACAUGCUCCAAGACCAUUAAGAUCUUCCUAGAGGAUAAUGAAUUCCAUCUUAAAGAUGACAGUUUCCAGGUUAUAAAAGGAAACAUCAAUGUUCUCCCUGUUUCUGUACAAAAAAUGGGUAUUUACCUGGUGGUGACCGUCCAAUCAGGGCUGGUAGUCAUGUGGGACCAGAAGACCAGCCUUUUCAUUUCUCUCAGUCCACAGUUCCAGGGUGAAGUGUGUGGCCUUUGUGGGAACUACGAUGGCAACAGUAAAAAUGAUUUUACCACACGCUCUCAAGACACUGUGACAGAUGUUUUAGAUUUUGGGAACAGCUGGAAAGUGUCAUCUAGUUGCUCUAAUGCCCAGCUUCUCAGUGAUCCCUGUGCCUCCAACCGCUACCGGGCAGCCUGGUCUCAGAAGCAGUGCAGCAUCAUAACCAGCGCCACCUUCCACAGCUGUCAUGCAAAAGUUGAUCCUGGCCCAUACUAUGAUUCUUGUGUGAGAGACUCCUGUGCUUGUGACACUGGAGGUGACUGUGAGUGUUUCUGCACCGCUGUGGCUGCCUAUGCCAAAGCUUGCAGCACAGCUGGAGCCUGCAUCAGCUGGAGAACUCCAAAGUUGUGCCCUAUUUUCUGUGACUACUAUAACUCCCCUGGUGGCUGUGAAUGGCAUUACAAGCCUUGUGGAGCUGACUGUAUGAAGACAUGUAGGAAUCCCUCAGGAAACUGUACCAAACUCAUCACUCACAUGGAAGGUUGCUAUCCACAGUGUUCUCACACCAAGCCAUUCUUUGAUGAAGACACAAUGAAAUGUGUGAACUGGGACCAGUGUGGAUGCUAUGAUGACAAAGGCAUCCAUUACAGCACAGGCGAGAAGGUUCCAUCCAACAGCUGUUACACUUGCCUAGGCAAUAGCAUUGUCCCAAGAGUAGAACUUAUCAUGAAUGAGAGGCUCUACAGCAAUGAUGACCCAUGA